Messenger RNA from Juglans regia (Persian walnut), 1464 nucleotides. RefSeq lists its product as uncharacterized. The coding region runs from base 709 to 1464 and encodes 251 amino acids. The record is from RefSeq and is a predicted model, not a curated record. NCBI's taxonomy places the organism in Eukaryota, Viridiplantae, Streptophyta, Magnoliopsida, Fagales, Juglandaceae. The transcript has 3 exons. Gene Ontology annotation, molecular function: RNA-DNA hybrid ribonuclease activity; nucleic acid binding.
ACUCAGCCUAGUAAACGAAACUAGGUACUUUACCACCAACAUUCUUUCUCCCACCGUCUUUUAUUAUAACCAAUAUUAAAAAACUGUCUAGAGGGAUCAACCUUGCAGUCCAGCCUUCAAUCUUUUUGAGGCCUACAUCAAAACGAGGACUAAUAACGCCACAAUUUUACCAGACUUGUGGUCGUCAACAUACUCAAACUCUCCAAUGUGACCAUGCUUCUUCAUAAUAAGGAGGAAUUUGAUUAUCACUUUUGAGGAUGGCUUGAUCAUGACCUGGCGUUUCCCACACUUCUCAGCAUCGUACAUGCUCUUAAGAGCAUCAUUCAAAACACUAACUCGCACCAUUGUUACGUAAAGGAAGCUUUCUCAUACGUCUGCAGAAGACGAGGUGGGCGGAAUGGGCUUCUCCGUAGGCUUAUGCUAAGAUAACAGACCACGUGAAAUGCGAAGAAGGUGGGCGGAAUGGGUUUCUCUGUAGGCUUAUGCGAAGACGAAGACCACGUGAAAUGCGAAGAAGGUGGGCGGAAUGGGUUUCUCUGAAGAUGAAAUGCGAAGUCGAAAUGGGUUUCUCUGAAGAUGAAAUGCGAAGUAAAAAUGGGUUUCUCUGGCUUUUUGACAAAGCUUGAAGACUACGAAAUGGAGGGACAAUAUGCGAAGUCUAAAUGGGUCUCGAAAUGGAUUUUUCUGGCUUUUUGACGAAGCUUGAAGAUGAUGAAAUGGAGAGACAAUACAGGAGAUGAGUGGGGGAAUGGAGAUAGUCCUGUCAAGAAAUGGAGCGGGAGACUCUGGACUAGAAGGAAUCAUUUUAUCUUCAAGAAUCAGUUCAUUAGGCCAUCACUAGUGCUCAAGUUAGCUGCUUCUGAUAUAGAUUUGUUCAAAGUUGUAAGUACAGAUGCAAGUGGAAGGGAAGAGAAUGGUGCUGGUAGUCAUGAUUCUACUUUUGUUGCAAGCUAUACAACUGGAGCUGGAAGAGUAUGGAAGGCUCCUGCCCCCGGGUGGAUGAAAGUUAAUCUAGAUGCUGGUUUUGACAAGAUACAGCAGCAUAUGGGCCUUGGUAUAGUCAUUAGAGAUUGCUUAGGUGAUGUACAAAUGGUGCUUUCUGCUCCUAGAUCAUGUGUUCCUUUUGCAUACCUAGAUGAGUGCUAUGCAUUAUUAAGGGCUGUAACUUUGUGUCAUGAACUGGGUUUUGAACCUGUUAAAUAUGAAAGUGAUGCUAAGAUGGUUGUAGAAGCAAUCAAUGCAGAUAACUCAGAUUUUUUAUGGUUAGGACAGAUAAUUGAAGACAUAAGGCAUAUUAUGGCUUGGCAUCCAACUUGGAAACUUUCAUUAAGGGAAGAAACAAAGUUGCUCAUGUUGUUGCAAAAUUUGCUUUGUCUUUGGUUAAUGAGUCAGUUUGGAUGGAGGAGGGACAAGAUGUUGUCCUUCCUAGUAUUGCUUUUGAUAAAUCUUGGAGUUAUGAAAUGA